Messenger RNA from Castor canadensis (American beaver), 2952 nucleotides. RefSeq names its product golgin A5 (gene Golga5). Gene Ontology annotation, cellular component: Golgi cisterna; Golgi membrane. Lineage: Eukaryota; Metazoa; Chordata; Mammalia; Rodentia; Castoridae. The record is from RefSeq and is a predicted model, not a curated record. Gene Ontology annotation, biological process: Golgi organization; retrograde transport, vesicle recycling within Golgi.
UCGCCUGUCGUUGUCUGGCGGCUCUGGGCUUCCCUGCUGCUCAGGCAGCUCAAGGGCCACUCUGUUUUGGGGUCCUCGCCGCCCUUCCACGUCUCCCGGAAGAGGUAGUCCGGCUACGGCAGGUCCUGGAGCAGGCUUACUGAGCCCGGGCCCUCUCUGGGCUGGCUGCUGAGGGGGCCCGGCCCAGGAGGGCGACGUGGCCACGGUGCAGCUGUUAGGAGUCCUCAGGUUCCUCAAUAGGUUGUGCUGCUACCGUCAUGUCUUGGUUUGCUGAUCUUGCUGGAAGAGCAGAAGAUCUUUUAAAUCGAGUUGAUCAAGGGGCUGCAACAGCUCUCAGUAGAAAGGAGAACACUAGCAACACCAUCUAUAGCAAGAGCACUGACUAUGCUGGACUUCAGCAAAAUACAGAUUCGACCUACCAGACUGGGCCUGAAGACUCUUACAUUUCUUCAGAAGCUGAUAGCAUUCGGAACCAAAAAGCCACCAUCCUUGCUGGCACUGCAAAUGUGAAAUACAGACCGCUUGCAGAGGCCUCCCAUCCUGUUGAAAGUGCAUCUGCUCCUAGGCCUUCAUCCCAGUUUGUGCGAAGGAAAAAGUCAGAACCUGAUGAUGAGCUGCUAUUUGAUUUUCUUAAUAGUUCUCAGAAGGAGCCCACUGGGAGGGUGGAAAUCAAGAAAGAUAAGGGCAAGGCGCCUGCCAUUCCAAAUGCUCAGACACCAAGUGUCAGUUCUGUGAAUACCAGUGCAACCACCACCAAGGCCAGUGAAGAAAAUUCUGCCAGCCAAAGCCAUGAAGUUGCUAGUAAUUCACAUGUUCACCCUGAAAGCCAUGAGGAUUCCUCAAAGGAAAGCACAUCAUCAAAUGCUGCCUGCACCGAUCACAGCUCAGCACCUAGCGAUGGCGACCAGUCACAUGAGCUGUCUAAUCUCCGACUGGAGAAUCAGCUGCUGAGGAAUGAAGUCCAGUCUUUAAACCAGGAAAUGGCCUCAUUACUUCAACGAUCCAAAGAAACUCAAGAAGAAUUAAACAAAGCAAGAGCAAGAGUUGAAAAAUGGAAUAUUGACCAUUCAAAAAGUGAUCGAAUAACUCGAGAACUCCGAGCCCAAGUUGAUGACCUGACUGAAGCAGUUGCUGCAAAGGAUUCCCAGCUGGCUGUACUGAAAGUGAGACUCCAGGAGGCUGACCAACUGCUGAGCACACGCACAGAAGCUCUGGAAGCCUUACAGAGUGAAAAGUCUCGAAUAAUGCAGGACCACAAUGAAGGUAGUAGUCUACAGAAUCAAGCUCUGCAAACUCUUCAGGAGAGACUGCAUGAAGCAGAUGCCACUCUGAAGAGAGAGCAAGAGAGCUACAAACAAAUGCAGAGUGAGUUUGCCGCACGCCUUAAUAAAAUGGAACUAGAACGUCAGAAUUUGGCAGAAGCAGUUACGGCGGCAGAAAGAAAAUACUCUGAUGAGAAGAAGAGAGUUGAUGAGCUACAGCAGCUAGUCAAGUUACACAAGUCGAAUUUGGAAUCGUCUAAGCAGGAGUUACUUGACUACAAGCAAAAAGCUACUAGAAUACUCCAAUCUAAAGAAAAAUUGAUUAACAGCUUAAAGGAAGGCUCUGGUUUUGAAGGCCUAGACAGCAGUACUGCUAACAGUAUGGAGCUAGAAGAACUUCGGCAUGAGAAGGAAAUGCAAAGAGAGGAAAUACAGAAGCUGAUGGGUCAGAUACAUCAGCUCAAGUCUGAGCUGCAGGAUAUGGAGGCUCAGCAGGUUAGUGAAGCUGAGUCAGCAAGAGAACAAUUACAAGAUCUGCAAGACCAGAUAGCUGGGCAGAAAGUAUCGAAACAGGAACUAGAAACAGAAUUGGACCGAAUGAAGCAGGAAUUCCACUAUAUAGAAGAUGAUCUAUAUCGAACAAAGAACACAUUGCAAAGCAGAAUUAAAGAUCGAGAGGAAGAAAUUCAAAAACUCAGGAACCAGCUUACCAAUAAAACUUUAAGCAACAGCAGUCAGUCUGAGCUAGAAAGUCGACUCCAUCAGCUGACAGAGACCCUCAUCCAGAAACAGACCAUGCUUGAGAAUCUCAGCACAGAAAAGAACUCCCUGGUCUUCCAGCUGGAGCGACUCGAGCAGCAGAUGCACUCUGCCUCCGCAAAUGCUAGCAAUGGAUCCUCCAUUAAUAUGUCUGGAAUUGACAGUGGUGAAGGCACACGUCUACGAAAUGUUCCUGUUCUUUUUAAUGACACAGAAACUAAUCUGGCAGGAAUGUAUGGAAAAGUUCGCAAAGCUGCUAGUUCCAUUGACCAAUUUAGUAUUCGUCUGGGGAUUUUUCUCCGAAGAUACCCCAUAGCACGAGUGUUUGUAAUUAUAUAUAUGGCUUUGCUUCACCUCUGGGUCAUGAUUGUCCUACUGACUUAUACACCAGAAAUGCACCAUGACCAACCAUAUGGGAAAUGAACUGAGCCGGGCUGUUUCAAUGAGUGGUUUUUUUCUAGACCUGGAAUCUGUAAAAAGGCCAAUUGCCUGAAACUGCUGAGAAGGGUGUCUGAGAUGAUUUUAUCACUAUAAGCUUUUAACUUUUUAAGUUAUUAUACAAGUACUCUACUACCUAAAUCUUCCGCGUUUCCUUCAAAUGGUAAGAGUUUCUAAAAACAAAUAAUUUAACAAGGUCAGUUCUGCUUUUUCUAAGUUCAGAGUUCCUGAUACAUAGAGAAAUACUGAGGUCAUUCACCUCUGUGCAGACCUUCGUGUAUUCUAGGUGACACUGCUUAUUGGUUACAAUCAGGGAAACUAAUUGUAUUUAGUGAGAAAAAUAAAAAGGUUUCUUUUUUGAUAAUUCAGUCUGCUUUUGUAUUUCCAUAUAUUUAACUUUGCAGAUAGAGAUUUAAUUUUACAUGUUAAAGGCCUGAUUGAUGUAAAUCUUUUUAUAAAUACAUAAAUAAAAUUUACUAUGCAUUUUCCUUUU